CGCUUUACCGGCAUUUCAGCGUUUAACCGCCGGCAGGCGAGAGUGUUCUUGUGUUAUUUAUUUAUUUAUUGCCGAAGACUUUUAUUAUUUUCAAGAUGCUGUGCCUGUGCCUUUAUGUGCCCGUCCAUAAUUCAGAUCAAAUCGAGGUCGAGUAUUUUGAAUCGAACGGAUUACCGUGCGAGCUGAAGUCGCUCAAGUCGCUCAGCGUCCUUCUGCCGUCGCAGGAAUUCUCCACAUACCGAAAAUGGAGGAAGAAAACCAUGAAAACUGAAGAGAGAGAGCAUGAUGGACAGCUGGACUUUGAAGAGUUUGUUCACUACCUCCAAGACCACGAGAAAGACCUGAAGCUCGUCUUUAAAAGCCUGGACAGAAAGAUUGCUGGUCAAGUGAACGCCAAUGACAUUGUGAACUCACUGCGAGAUCUUGGCGUCCAUAUUUCCCUCCAGCAAGCGGAGAGAGUCCUUCAAAGCAUGGACAAAAACGGCACGAUGACUGUUGACUGGAAUGAAUGGAAGAAGUCUCCCACAUUACAGCCUGCCGAAAACGUUCCCGAAAUCAUCCUGUACUGGAAACACUCGACUAUCUUCGAUGUGGGAGAGAACAUGAUGGUCCCAGAUGAGUUUACCUCAGAGGAGCACAUGACGGGGAUGUUGUGGAGACAUCUGGUCGCCGGUGGAGGAGCUGGAGCCAUUUCCCGAACCUGCACUGCUCCGCUCGACCGACUCAAAGUCCUCAUGCAGGUGCAUGGAUCUCAUGGAAACAACAUGUGUAUUAUGAGCGGUCUCACCCAGAUGAUCAAGGAAGGAGGGAUGCGUUCGUUAUGGAGGGGCAACGGCAUCAACGUCAUCAAAAUCGCACCCGAGUCGGCCCUCAAAUUCAUGGCUUAUGAGCAGAUUAAACGGCUGAUGGGAAGCAGUCAGGAAACUCUGGGGAUCACUGAGCGUUUUGUAGCAGGUUCCCUGGCAGGAGUCAUUGCCCAGAGCACCAUCUACCCCAUGGAGGUUCUCAAAACCCGUCUGGCGCUGAGAAAGACGAGCCAGUACAAGGGCAUCUCAGACUGCGCCAAACAGAUCCUGAAGGGCGAGGGGAUGACUGCGUUCUACAAAGGCUACGUCCCCAACAUGCUGGGCAUCAUCCCGUACGCUGGCAUCGACCUGGCCGUCUAUGAGACAUUAAAGAACACUUGGCUUCAGCGCUACGGCAGGGAUAACGCAUAUCCAGGCGUGUUUGUGCUGCUAGCCUGUGGUACGGUUUCCAGUACGUGCGGCCAGCUCGCAAGCUACCCGCUAGCUCUCGUACGAACACGCAUGCAGGCGCAAGCUGCAGUUGAAGGCGCAUCCCAGGUCUCAAUGACGGGACUCUUCAAGCAGAUCAUGAAGACCGAGGGCCCCACGGGUCUCUAUCGGGGUCUGACCCCAAACUUCCUGAAGGUCAUCCCGGCCGUCAGCAUCAGCUACGUCGUGUACGAGCACAUCAAGACGACAUUAGGCGUGCAGUCAAGAUGAGGCCUUGAUGAACGGACAUCUCAAGGUUUUUUAACCUUGAGGUGUGGAGGCCAUCUCAUUCUGUGAAUGUGAGCGAGGACGAUGACGGUCAACGAACAUCUCAUUAUUUAUUUAGUAUUCUAAAAUGGUAAAAAAAGAAGUUUGAGAGCUGAAAUCAGGGACCAACGUUUUUCGAUUUCAUGUGACCAUUGUGUGCAUGUAUUUCGUCAUAUACAUGUAAAGUGCCACUGCGAGAAGGAAUCAAGUGCUUGUUAUGAUCCAGUCGGGCAGUGCAAUUCAAUCAACACUACAAACCACUGUGAAAUGCAUUAUUUCAUGCUGAUUGAAGUUGCACUGCUUGUUUUCUUACUAAUGCUGCUUUAUAUUGACUAAAGUAAUAUAUUUAUACAUCUGUAUAACCAGAUACUUAUUUAUGUUGUGGCAUCCGAGAGUUUAAUGAAUGUGUUGCACAGUUGUUUUUCAGUAGUUCAGCUGCUGUCUAAUUUAAUCUUACUUGUGGUUAUUUUAAAUCGGCACACUGAUGUUCUUAGCUUUGCCUUAAUAUAAUGUCUGGUUGAUUUGAAAAGGAAUGCACUUUAAUUGCUUUAGUCAGUUGUGAAUGUAAUGCAAUGCAAUGACUGUAAAUGUUGUCCGAGGGUGUGAGUGUUUUGUAAUGGGGACCAUAUGUUCGAGUAAUAAAUUCACAUGAUAUGCUUA
Molecule: messenger RNA, 2201 nt
Organism: Sinocyclocheilus anshuiensis
Lineage: Eukaryota; Metazoa; Chordata; Actinopteri; Cypriniformes; Cyprinidae
Product: calcium-binding mitochondrial carrier protein SCaMC-2-A-like
Exons: 10
Coding region: 96-1505 (469 amino acids)
Biological process (GO): transmembrane transport
Cellular component (GO): mitochondrial inner membrane
Molecular function (GO): calcium ion binding
Source: RefSeq, a predicted model, not a curated record